AAAAACAAUGAACAUAUAGUGCUGUACAACAAGAAAGAUGGCCGCCCCAGCUGUGGUAGUGAAGCGAGCCUGCAAGUACUAUGGCAGGCAGAACAGGUCGGACUACAAACCUGUCCUACAGCACUUGGACAUGACCGUCGAAAAAGGCAUUAUAUACGGUCUUCUGGGAGCUUCUGGCUGUGGUAAGACGACGUUACUAUCAUGUAUCGUCGGAAGACGGAAACUCGAUAGUGGAGAAGUAUGGGUCCUUGGAGGGAAACCGGGGGAGAAAGGGAGCGGGGUGCCUGGGCCCAGAGUUGGUUACAUGCCUCAGGACAUUGCCCUCGUCGGCGAGUUUACUGUACGGGACGCUGUUUACUACUUCGGAAGAAUAUACAGCAUGAAGCAACAGAAGCUGAAGGAACGUUUCGAUUUCCUUUCGAAUCUUCUAGAUCUAUCGGACGGCAGCCGGUUAAUAAAGUCGCUAUCUGGAGGACAACAAAGAAGGGUGUCGCUGGCGGCAGCCUUGGUUCAUGAUCCAGAACUGUUGAUAUUAGAUGAGCCGACUGUUGGCUUGGAUCCAGUAUUAAGGGAACGAAUCUGGGAUUACCUGGCUGGACUGGCGAGAGGUGGUACAACAGUUAUAAUAACAACACACUACAUCGACGAGACGAAACAAGCACAUAAGAUUGGUCUCCUUCGAGACGGUCAGCUUCUAGACGAAGAUUCUCCAGAUGAAAUCCUUCGACGAUACGACUGUGAUACUCUCGAAAACGCUUUUUUGAAAAUGGCGAUGCGACAACAUGAAAAUUCCCACCGACGAAGAUCGACUCUCACCUCUUCACCCGACGUGAUACCCGAGAGUAGUAUAGUGAACGACAACCGUUAUCCCUCCAGAGAAGACUUUAGCGUAGUUACCAGUAGCACAGAUGUAUUAACAACUAAGGAAAAAGAAUAUGCGAAGAAAAUGUCAAGAGGACGAUAUAAAGCGGUUUUUAUUAAGAGUAUACAGCAAUUUUCAAGACAUCCGGGCGGCUUAAUAUUCUCCGUUCUAUUCCCCAUCAUACAAGUGGUGGCGUUCUUCCUCGCGGUAGGACACGAUCCGAGGGACCUCCAUUUGGCUGUUGUUAACGACGAAGCCGCUUACUCUCCAAUGGGUGCGAAUAUUUGUAGUUAUGGUAAUGUAACAAUCGUGAAGCAGAGGGAAGACGAGAUCUGCGAACAGUACAUGUCGAGUUGCUGGUUCCUCGAGGAAAUGGAGAAACAAAAAUUAUACCCGACGAUAUAUAACUCGACGACAGAAGCUAAGGUCGCGGUAACCAAACGUAGCGUGUAUGGCGCGCUGUACUUCCCGAGGAACUUCAGUGACGCGCUCACCAUUCGAGUGCAAGAUGGCGACGUGGACGAUGACGUCGUGGACGACAGCACCAUCAGUGUCUGGAUUGAUCUUAGCGACUACCAGAUCUCGCAGUUUGUGAAGAUGAAACUUCUCAAAGCUUACGAAACCUUCGCGAGACGCAGUAUGAAAGCUUGUGAGAAAAAUGAAGACCUUGUGACGAUUCCCGUUAAAUUCGAAGAGCCGAUAUACGGAUCAAUGGAGACUGAAAUGGUUGCAUUCAUGGCUCCUGGCAUUAUGGUCACAAUCGUGUACUUCCUGGCGGCCAUCAUCACGUCGACGCUGAUGAUCACGGACCGGCUGGAGGGCGUGUGGGAGCGCAGCGCGGUGGCCGGCGUCCGGCCCAGGGAGAUGCUGCACGUGCACAUCCUGCUGCAGUCCUUCGUCAUCCUGCUGCAGACGGUGGAGAUGAUGCUGGUGGCGUUCGUGGGCUACCGGCUGCCCAUCCGCGGCUCGCUGUGGACGUGCGGCGCGCUGCUGUUCCUGCAGGGGCUGGGCGGCAUGUGCUACGGCUUCCUGCUGUCCGUGCUCUGCUCCAGCUACACGCUGUCCUUCUACAUCGCUACCGGCAGCUUCUACCCCAUGAUACUGCUGUGCGGAAUUAUGUGGCCAAUUGAAGGAAUGCCGGAAGUCCUCCGAAUCGUGUCCUAUGGCCUCCCUUUCACUCUACCCGCUAUAUCCUUACGAGAUCUGAUGGAGAAGGGUUCACCCAUCACACAUCCUAGCAUCUACAUUGGGUUUAUCAUCAGCGUCGCGUGGAUAAUUGGUGCUUUAAUACUUUGCUUUCUACGAUUAAAGUAUAGAAAAACGUAGUCAAUAAUAGGUCCAAAUGAAUUUUUUAACCUGGAGCUUCUAGAGACCCUUUUUGAAAUAAAAUUUCUACAUUUUCACAUUUUUCUAUGUCUAAUUAAUUGAAAGGUAUUUUUCAUUUAGAUGUAACUUAAUUAUGGAUUAACCACCGCCUAAUUAAGUUAAAUAAAAUUAAAAUAUAUUUCUAGAUUUGCUCAAUAUUGUACAUAAACUUAGGAAUUAAUACGAUUUUUUUUUUGAGAAUCAUUCGUCAUCUAGAUUCAAUUUGAGGUAGCGUGCGCUGCAGUAUUCCACAAACAAUUUAACAUAAAUAUUAUAAAACUGCCCUAAUUUGAAUUAUAAUGCAAGAUAUUGCAGAAGGCCAUUCACAAAAUUCUUAUUACGCGAUAACCUGAUGAUAUUUAGUUAACUCAUCGCUUCGUAGUGCACGCUGACUCUUGUACAGUUUUAUAAAGUUUUGUGGAGGGGGGGGGGGGGGGGAAUAGCGAUUGUAAUUUUAUUAUCGCCCAAUGUCUAUUGUUAUGACCCAAUAGAUGGCGCUGUGGACAAACUUUCGCUUUGGUUUAGGUAAAUCGAGCUCAGAGCUCUGUCGGGUAGCUGUACAUAGCUUAUGUUAGCUUUAUGUGGUAUCAUAGCAUUAAUACGGUUAAGUAUGUCUAGAUAAUAAGUAAUAGGCUGUCUUGAAAUCCAAAACUUUGUGAUUUUGUUUAUUAAGUAUAAUAAUACGAUUUUAUUUUAUACAUACAUUUUGUAAAAUAAAGGUGCCUUUUAUACA
Molecule: messenger RNA, 2960 nt
Organism: Melitaea cinxia (Glanville fritillary)
Lineage: Eukaryota; Metazoa; Arthropoda; Insecta; Lepidoptera; Nymphalidae
Product: ABC transporter G family member 20-like
Exons: 15
Coding region: 38-2188 (716 amino acids)
Cellular component (GO): membrane
Molecular function (GO): ATP binding; ABC-type transporter activity; ATP hydrolysis activity
Source: RefSeq, a predicted model, not a curated record